This is a messenger RNA of Phaeoacremonium minimum UCRPA7, 1866 nucleotides long. RefSeq names its product putative spc97 spc98 family protein. The transcript has 3 exons. The record is from RefSeq and is a predicted model, not a curated record. Gene Ontology annotation, molecular function: microtubule minus-end binding; gamma-tubulin binding. Gene Ontology annotation, cellular component: centrosome; gamma-tubulin small complex; mitotic spindle pole body. Bases 1 to 1866 code for a protein of 621 amino acids. Gene Ontology annotation, biological process: cytoplasmic microtubule organization; mitotic cell cycle; meiotic cell cycle. NCBI's taxonomy places the organism in Eukaryota, Fungi, Ascomycota, Sordariomycetes, Togniniales, Togniniaceae.
AUGCUUAAGAUGGCGACCCAUUACUCUGCUUUGGAGACCUUCGUGGAUGUGCAAAGCAGAGAGGAGUUUGGUUCCGUCAACCACGCCCUCUGCGCUUCGAUCCGCAAAUUUCUACAAGACUAUCUUAUCUUGAUCGCUCAACUAGAGACGCAAUUUCUCACAAACGACACAUUCACCCUUCAUGUUCUAAAUAUCCAUGUUCUCCCCACCAGCCAGAUGAUGUUUCAGCUCUAUGCGUUAGCGCACGAGUUACUAAAAAGAAACGCACUGCUGGAUGAUGAGACGGACGAAUCAAGUAACAGCGGCGACGACUUUGACCACAUUCUUGAGCAGCUCAGAGAAGGCGGAGAUUUAGUCCCAGGCAAUAUGACUGGGAAGAAGAUUUGUAAGGGAGGUGUAGUACUGGGCCUUAUCACCAAGAGGCUAGAAACAAUGUCAGGAGACCCAGCCGCUCGAGCGUUACUUACAACUCUCCUACGAGACGCCAGCCGACCAUACAUGGUCAUGCUGAACGAAUGGCUGCACCAUGGUGGGAUCAAUGACCCGCACGCAGAGUUCCUCGUUAAGGAACAGAAAAGUAUAAGGAGAGAGCGUUUGGAGCAAGACUAUACGGAUGAGUACUGGGAGAGGCGGUAUACCAUCCGCAAGCAUGACGUCCCUCCGCAACUCGAAGGUGUCAAGGACAAAGUGCUACUCGCGGGCAAGUAUCUAAAUGUUGUUCGGGAGUGCGGCGGAGUUGAUGUCAGCAAGGAGGUUAAAGAUGUCCCAACGUCAUUCGACGACAACAGAUUCCUCGACAAUGUCAAUAAUGCCUAUGCUCAUGCCAACGAGUCGUUGAUGCAACUGCUCUUGACAGCUCAUGGCCUCCCAGCGCGACUACAGUCCUUGAAACACUACUUCUUCCUGGACCCAUCUGAUUACUUCUCAUACUUCCUUGAACUCGGUGCUUCAGAGCUUCGUAAGCCAGUCAAGUCUGUUAACACCGGCAAGCUACAAUCGUUACUUGAUCUGGUAUUACGACAGCCAGGCAGCAUUGUCUCUCUCGACCCGUUCAAAGAAGAUGUCAAGGUGGAGAUGAAUGAGAUUACUCUAGUCAAGUCUUUGCAACGAGUGGUCAAUAUCACUGGUAUUGAACAAGGCGAGGCUUUACAGCCUCUUGCAAAUCAGACUAUAGACAAUGACAAGAACGCCAUCGGCUUCACGUCAUUGCAGCUGGACUAUGCAGUCCCCUUCCCAGUCUCCCUAGUACAAUUACUAUACUUUUGCACAGCUGAAGUCAUCGAGCCGAACUGGCAGUCUCUAAUGUCUCGUCUCAAGGAAAAGGAUGAUGCUCAGGGUGGCCCAAGAGGCUUGACUAGGACGGUGGACGAGUUGAUGCAGGAUCAUGUGGAUUUCCUCGACACUUGCUUGAAGGAAUGCAUGUUAACCAACAGCAAGCUUCUCAGGAUUCAUUCAAAGCUCAUGCAGACCUGCACCAUCUUCGCCGCCUACACAAAUUGGCUCUCUAGAGAGUUGGAGAAGUCAGACCCUGACCUAAGCGGGACGACAAAGCCACACGGUAUGACAGAAGAGCAGUGGCGACAGUUCCAGGCUGUGAAGAGCCAGAGGCAGUCUUCUUCCCACAAUGACUCGGGCAUCUCUAACAAGGAUGGGCAAGAUACCGACGCAAGGAUCAACAAUUUGUUUGAGAUUAUGAAGAAGUGGGAGGGCAACUUCAGCCGGCAUCUUCAGAUCCUGCUCGAUGCGCUAAACCACUACGCUGCCACGGAGACCGUAGUAUUACUCAGUCUUUGUGCACGGCUUAGCACUGCUAACCAGGGCACCGAGUAUGCUGGGCUGAGACAUGAUGAAGAUAUCGUGAUAUGA